CACGCUCAGGUGAUCUAGCAAAGAUGGGCGGAGGUAACGCUCAGAAAUCCGCGAUGGCUCGCAAGAAGGCGCAGGAGAAGGCGGCCAAAGAAGGCAAAGGCAGCCAGCUCAAGCAGAACGCCGCCGCGCAGAGCAUCCAGUGCAAGGUGUGCAUGGCGACGUUCAUCUGCACCACUGCCGAGGUCAAGCUCAAGGAGCACGCCGACAACAAGCACCCCAAGAACGACUUCCACCAAUGUUUUCCCCACUUGAAGGCGUGAGCUGCAAGACCUGCAGUCGAUACACACGCGCUCUGAGACAAGAGAAGAGUCGGGCGGUCGGGAGUGAUCGCGUUCGACGUAGCAGGCCCCGGGGGAGUAUUACUCUCGGGGACGAGUUAGAGACGGGCGUUUGUAAAGCAGCUGAGACGUAGGCGA
Molecule: messenger RNA, 416 nt
Organism: Micromonas commoda
Lineage: Eukaryota; Viridiplantae; Chlorophyta; Mamiellophyceae; Mamiellales; Mamiellaceae
Exons: 2
Coding region: 24-260 (78 amino acids)
Source: RefSeq, a predicted model, not a curated record